Messenger RNA from Pieris brassicae (large cabbage white), 8211 nucleotides. RefSeq names its product myosin-VIIa (gene ck). The record is from RefSeq and is a predicted model, not a curated record. Lineage: Eukaryota; Metazoa; Arthropoda; Insecta; Lepidoptera; Pieridae. Gene Ontology annotation, cellular component: myosin complex; cytoskeleton. Gene Ontology annotation, molecular function: cytoskeletal motor activity; ATP binding; protein binding. The transcript has 15 exons. Bases 197 to 6697 code for a protein of 2166 amino acids.
UAGGUUAACAUUCACGCUCUGUCGCACUUCGUGGUCCCGCGUGAGCUGUUGCGGCCCUUCCGUGCUAAUACCGAUAUGCCCGAAGUUUUGUGAGUGAAACUGUGUUAAAGUGCUUGUGAAGUGUGAUGUGAUCAGUGCUGGUUCGAGCAACACCAGAUCUCAACGAUCGAAGCGGUGACCACAUGUCGGCGACAUCAUGGUGAUCGUGACUAGAGGAGAUUACAUAUGGAUCGAGCCGGUAUCGAAUCGAGAGUUCGACGUGGCCAUUGGAGCGAGGGUUUUGGCAGCAGAAGGUCGCCGAAUCAGAGUCAGAGAUGACGACGGCCAGGAACAAUGGCUUCCACCAGAGCGACGGAUCAAAGCCAUGCACGCCACUUCCGUGCAUGGCGUGGAAGACAUGAUCUCCCUGGGGGACCUGCAUGAAGCUGGGAUCUUGAGGAAUUUGCUUAUACGAUAUAACGAUAAUCUUAUUUAUACAUAUACCGGGUCAAUAUUAGUAGCAGUGAACCCCUAUCAGAUUCUUCCAAUAUACACAGCGGAUCAGAUAAAGCUGUAUAAAGAGCGAAAGAUAGGAGAAUUGCCGCCGCACAUCUUCGCUAUAGGCGAUAAUGCGUACGCGCACAUGCGUCGUUAUAGCCAGGAUCAAUGUAUAGUCAUUAGUGGAGAGUCUGGUGCGGGAAAAACGGAAUCUACCAAAUUAAUAUUGCAAUAUCUAGCUGCUAUAAGUGGGAAGCAUUCGUGGAUUGAACAACAGAUACUAGAAGCAAAUCCCAUUCUUGAAGCAUUUGGAAACGCAAAGACCGUUCGAAAUGAUAAUUCAUCUCGCUUCGGUAAAUAUAUCGACAUACAUUUCAACAGCAAUGGCGUUAUUGAAGGUGCCAAGAUAGAGCAGUAUUUAUUAGAAAAAUCAAGAAUAGUAUUCCAAGGCCCCGAAGAGAGGAAUUAUCACGUUUUCUACUGUCUUCUAGCGGGGUUGUCGAAAGAAGAGAAGAAGAAGUUGGAAUUGGGUGACGCGUCCGAGUAUAGAUAUCUGUCUUCUGGAGGAAAUUUCAGUUGCGAGGGAAGGGAUGAUGCAGCUGAAUUUGGGGACAUUCGAUCUGCUAUGAAAGUGUUACUGUUCACGGAAUCUGAAAUAUGGGAAAUAUUGAAACUUUUAGCCGCCGUUCUACAUUGUGGUAAUAUUAAAUAUGAAGCCACUGUUAUAGACAACUUGGACGCAACGGAAAUAAUAGAACAGCUUAAUGUAAAACGCGUCGCAAACUUAUUGGGCGUUCCAGUAUCUUCCCUCAUCAAAGCGUUAACAAGGAAGACCCUAUUUGCUCACGGUGAAACUGUAGUAUCAACGCUCAGCAGGGAACAGUCGGUAGAUAUAAGAGAUGCAUUCGUCAAAGGAAUUUACGGUCGCCUAUUCGUAACAAUAGUUAAGAAAAUAAACGCUGCCAUAUACAAACCCAAAGCGACAACGCGUACUGCAAUUGGCGUGCUCGAUAUAUUUGGUUUUGAAAACUUCGACCAUAACAGCUUCGAGCAGUUCUGUAUUAACUUCGCGAAUGAGAACCUUCAGCAGUUCUUCGUAAGGCAUAUCUUCAAAUUGGAACAGGAGGAGUAUAACCACGAAGGGAUCAAUUGGCAGCACAUAGAGUUCGUUGAUAAUCAGGAUGCGCUGGACUUGAUCGCUUUGAAACAACUGAACAUUAUGGCUUUGAUCGACGAGGAAUCCAAGUUCCCGAAAGGCACAGAUCAAACGAUGUUGGCGAAGUUGCACAAGACACACGGCCUUCACCGGAACUACCUUAAACCAAAGUCGGAUAUUAACACCAGUUUUGGACUCAACCAUUUCGCCGGCGUAGUCUUCUAUGACACGCGAGGAUUUCUGGAGAAAAACAGAGAUACCUUUAGCGCAGACCUCCUACAACUGAUCCAUAUUUCUACGAACAAAUUUCUUCAACAAAUUUUUGAGAACGAUAUCGUGAUGGGUUCUGAAACUAGAAAACGCACACCAACUCUGUCCACCCAAUUUAAGAAGUCACUAGAUCUAUUGAUGAGGACAUUGGGGACGUGCCAGCCUUUUUUUAUCCGAUGUAUAAAACCAAAUGAGUUCAAAAAACCCAUGCUGUUCGACCGUGGCCUGUGUUGUCGGCAGCUGCGUUAUUCGGGCAUGAUGGAAACUAUCAGGAUCCGAAGAGCCGGCUACCCAAUUCGGCACAGUUUCAAAGAGUUCGUGGAACGAUACAGGUUCCUUAUAUCAGGGGUGCCACCGGCUCAUAAAACCGACUGUAGGGCUGCUACCUCCAAAAUUUGUGCAACUGUUUUGGGAAAAUCAGACUAUCAGCUAGGCCAUACCAAAGUUUUUCUGAAGGAUGCUCACGAUUUAUUCCUUGAACAGGAGCGCGAUAGAGUGCUCACAAGGAAGAUAUUGAUACUGCAAAGGUCCAUUCGUGGUUGGGUGUAUAGGAGACGAUUCUUGAAGAUGAGGGCAGCGGCCAUAUUGAUCCAGCGUCAUUGGCGUGGCAAGUUACAGAGAAUUCGCUAUAACAAGAUGAAAGUGGGGUACGCGAGGCUUCAGGCUUUGAUUCGGGCUAGAGUAUUGGCUCACCGUUUCAGACAUUUGCGAGGACAUAUCGUAUCAUUACAGGCUGCGGCGCGCGGUUACCUCGUCCGUCGAUCGUACGGACACAAAAUGUGGGCCAUAGUCAAAAUACAAAGCCAUGUCCGGCGUUUGAUCGCUAUGCGUCGUUUCCGGCGGUUGAAGCAAGAAACCAUAGCUCAUAAUGAAGCCCUGCGCUUGCGCAGACAGGAGGAGCAAAGGCUUCAGCACCAGGGAAACACGCGGGCUAAGGAAAUCGCCGAGCAGAACUAUAGGGAGCGUAUGUAUGAACUUGAACGGCGUGACGCAGAAUUAGCACUUGAAGAAAAACGACAAUUAGAAGCCAAAAGAACGCUACUGCAAGAAGCAGCUCGUAAACAAGACGAGCCAGUCGAUGACAGUAAACUGGUGGAAGCUAUGUUUGACUUCCUUCCAGAUUCUAGCAGUGAAGCACCGGCUCCCAAAGAUACUUGUGCAUUUAGCGAUUUGCCCCAACAAAGGGCUGAUCAACAAGAGAUGGUGACCCCAAUGCAGACAACGUCAGAAGAUGAAGAAGAUUUGUCCGAGUUCAAGUUCCAAAAGUUCGCAGCCACUUACUUCCAGGGCAACGUCACCCAUCAGUACUCGCGGAAGCCAUUAAAACAUCCUUUGUUACCACUACAUACUCAGGGCGAUCAAUUGGCCGCUCAAGCGUUAUGGAUAACAAUAUUGCGUUUUACUGGAGAUCUACCGGAACCUAGAUAUCAUACAAUGGACAGAGAUAACACAUCAGUAAUGUCAAAGGUUACGGCGACUCUUGGAAGGAACUUCAUUAGGUCCAAGGAGUUUCAAGAAGCACAAAUGAUGGGCGUAGAUCCCGAUGCCUAUUUGAACAAACAGAAGCCAAGGUCGAUUAGACACAAACUUGUCUCGUUGACAUUGAAGAGGAAGAACAAGCUUGGAGAAGAUGUUAGAAGGAAACUACAGGAUGAAGAAUACACAGCGGAUAGCUAUCAAUCGUGGUUGGAAUCGCGUCCAACCUCAAAUUUGGAAAAACUUCACUUCAUUAUUGGACAUGGGAUACUGCGUGCAGAACUAAGAGAUGAGAUUUACUGUCAGAUUUGUAAACAGCUGACCAACAACCCCUCUAAGUCCUCACAUGCACGCGGUUGGAUUUUAUUGUCGUUGUGUGUCGGUUGCUUCGCUCCGAGUGAGAAAUUUGUUAAUUAUCUUAGAGCGUUUAUCAGGGAGGGACCACCCGGCUAUGCACCAUAUUGCGAGGACCGCUUGAAGAGGACUUUCAACAAUGGAACCAGAAAUCAACCACCUUCCUGGCUGGAGCUGCAGGCUACAAAGUCUAAAAAACCAAUAAUGUUGCCUAUAACUUUCAUGGACGGUAAUACGAAAACACUUUUAGCUGAUUCAGCUACAACUGCAAGGGAAUUAUGCAACCAAUUAUCGGACAAGAUCGGUUUGCGUGAUCAGUUUGGUUUUUCUUUAUACAUUGCGUUGUUUGAUAAAGUAAGUUCACUUGGCAGUGGUGGUGAUCACGUAAUGGAUGCUAUUUCGCAAUGUGAACAAUAUGCAAAAGAACAAGGAGCGCAAGAAAGAAACGCUCCAUGGAGGUUGUUCUUUAGAAAAGAAAUAUUUGCACCUUGGCAUGACCCUACUGAGGACCAAGUAGCGACCAAUCUUAUUUAUCAGCAGGUUGUACGGGGUGUCAAAUUCGGCGAGUAUAGGUGUGAUAAGGAAGAAGAUUUAGCGAUGAUUGCCGCUCAGCAAUAUUAUAUUGAAUACGCUCAAGACAUGAAUAAUGAGCGUUUAUAUACAUUAUUGCCAAAUUAUAUACCAGAUUAUUGCUUAACAGGCGUUGAAAAAGCUGUCGAUCGAUGGGGCGCUCUCGUGGUGCAAGCGUACAAAAAGAGUUAUUAUGUUAAAGAAAAAGUUCCUGCAUAUAGAGUUAAAGAAGACGUUGUGAGUUAUGCUAAGUUUAAAUGGCCCCUAUUGUUCUCUAGAUUUUAUGAGGCGUAUAGAAAUUCCGGCCCCAACUUACCCAAAAACGAUGUCAUUAUCGCUGUGAACUGGACUGGGGUGUAUGUCGUCGAUGAUCAAGAGCAGGUGCUACUCGAGUUAUCGUUCCCUGAAAUUACAACAGUUUCCAGUCAAAAAACUAACAAGGUGUUCACGCAAACUUUCAGUUUAGCCACAGUGCGCGGUGAAGAAUUUACUUUCCAAAGCCCUAAUGCCGAAGACAUUAGAGAUCUAGUCGUUUACUUCUUGGAAGGUUUAAAAAAGAGAUCGAAAUUCGUCAUCGCAUUGCAGGACUACAAGGCACCGGGUGAAGGGUCCAGCUUUUUGACUUUCCAAAAAGGGGAUCUUAUUGUAUUAGAAGAAGACAGUACAGGGGAAUCUGUACUGAACAAUGGCUGGUGUAUCGGUCGUUGUGAAAGGUCUAUGGAGAGAGGAGAUUUUCCAGCCGAAACAGUUUAUGUAUUACCAGCGUUAACAAAGCCACCUGCAGAUAUUUUAUCACUAUUUUGCCAAGAAGGUGCCCAGCACGGUCGAAAAGCCCCUACCAGUACGUUUAAUGGCACAGACCCUAGAGACAAACCACACACACUUUUAGAGUACGCAUUAGAUCACUUCAGGCUACCCCCUAAAAGAACAGCUUCCAAGACUUUGACACUUUCCUCGGCGAAAAGAGGUGGUGCUGAAGAAUUGUGGCGCCAUUUUAGAGAGCCUAUAAAACAACCUUUGCUCAAGAAGUUGCAAGCCAAAGAAGAGUUAGCUGAAGAGGCAUGUUUCGCCUUCACUGCCAUAUUGAAAUACAUGGGUGAUUUACCUUCAAAACGUCCUAGGAUUGGUAAUGAAUACACAGACCAUAUCUUUGAUGGGCCGCUGAAGCAUGAAAUUCUGCGAGAUGAAAUAUACUGCCAAGUAAUGAAGCAACUGACUGAUAACAGAAAUAGAAUGUCCGAAGAGAGAGGAUGGGAGUUAAUGUGGCUUGCGACAGGUUUAUUCGCGUGCAGUCAAGGCCUUCUCAGAGAGUUAACAUUAUUCCUUAGGACAAGAAGAUAUCCAAUUGCUCAAGAUUCACUCCAAAGACUUCAAAAGACCUUAAGAAAUGGCCAGCGAAAAUACCCGCCUCAUCAAGUGGAAGUGGAAGCCAUACAGCAUAAGACCACUCAAAUAUUCCACAAAGUAUACUUCCCCGACGACACGGAUGAGGCAUUCGAAGUAGAUUCGUCUACUAGAGCGAAAGACUUCUGUCAAAAUAUCGCCCAAAGAUUGAAUCUCAGAUCCAGUGAAGGUUUUAGUUUAUUCGUCAAGAUAGCUGAUAAGGUUAUAUCCGUUCCCGAAGGCGACUUUUUCUUCGAUUUUGUAAGACAUUUAACUGACUGGAUCAAGAAGGCGAGACCGACGCGAGACGGUAUCACACCGCAAUUUACAUAUCAGGUGUUCUUUAUGAAGAAGCUAUGGACGAACACGGUCCCGGGCAAGGACCGAGCUGCAGACGUGAUCUUCCACUUCCACCAGGAGCUGCCGAAGCUGCUUCGCGGGUAUCACCGUUGUGGGCGGGAGGAAGCUGCUCGCUUGGCUUCUUUGGCUUACCGAGCCCGAUUCGGCGAUAACAAGCAAGAGUUACAAGCGAUACCUCAAAUGCUCCGUGAACUAGUCCCAGCCGACCUCAUAAAAUUGCAAAGUUCCGCCGAUUGGAAACGUGCUAUCGUUGCGUCAUACAAUCAGGAUGCUGGAAUGACCCCCGAAGAUGCGAAGAUUACCUUCCUAAAGGUUAUUUACCGGUGGCCAACAUUUGGAUCAGCAUUUUUCGAAGUGAAGCAAACGACGGAGCCAAAUUACCCUGAAUUAUUGCUGAUCGCCAUAAACAAACAUGGCGUGAGUUUGAUUCACCCACAGACCAAGGAAAUUCUAAUCACACAUCCAUUCACAAGGAUAUCGAACUGGUCUUCCGGCAACACGUACUUCCACAUGACGAUCGGAAACCUCGUUCGAGGGUCAAAACUCCUCUGCGAAACUUCAUUGGGCUAUAAAAUGGACGAUUUGCUCACGUCCUAUAUAUCGUUAAUGCUCACCAAUAUGAACAAGCAAAGAUCGAUGCGUGUUAAAUAGAUAUUUAGCAAUAAAUAACAUCGUAACCAUGGUAACAAGGCAACAAAUGUGUGGUUUAUUGUGCGUGGAGUUUGUUCAUAGAUUAUAUUUUUCAUAUAGCUUGUUUGUUAAGCGUUAAGGAAAAAUACUCCGUCAGAAUUAGCUUUAAUUCGAAAAAUUGUGUUCGAAUAGUUUUGGAAUUUUAUUGUUCAUAUUUAAAAAAUGAAUGUUUUUGGCGAUUCGCGAUGUUGAAAUAUUUUAAUACUAUUGUUGGCAACAUUUAUUUCCCCCCAAAACUACUGAAAUUAAUGUUUGCUUACUAGUCGUGUAAGAUCAAACAAUUGGUGCUCUAUUUGACUAAUGUUAAGAGCUAAUAAACAAAAUUGCUUACAAACUCCGUCCUUUUAAUGGGAUCAAUAUUAUACAAGCGUUUAAUAAAAGCCCCGAAAUGUUUCAUAAUUACUAAAACUGGUCAAGUUAGUUGUCAUCUAUCAUCUGUCAUUUGUCAUUUCUCAUAUAGCUUAUACAAAGUAAACAAAGAAAAUGGCGGGAAGUAUGGCGAAGUAAUCGUUUGUCUAUUGUGUUAUAAUUUGGGAUUUAUGCCACAGAAUUGUGGAAACUAAAUGAUAGUUAAAAGAGAGACAAGGCGCUGUCGUAAAACGUGAGCCUGGUCGCAAGACGAACAAUUAUAAUCAAUUUAACUGGCAACUCUUUAGUCUAUGAUAUCAGUCUUGAAGACGUUUUAUAACGAAACAAUGUUUUAUUUCAGUGUUUGUAUUACUGUCUAUGGAAGUUCUUUAUCUUUAUAUUAAUAUAUUUUCAACUAUCCUGACUGAUUGAGUAACGUAUAAUAUAUUCACGUUAUGAUGAAAAAAAAUACUAUACUUAGAAAUUCCAUCUUUUCAUGAAAAGUUAAAUAAAAACCCGGUAAUUUUCAAAUUUCACUUUCAUUUCUUAGUCUAGUCUGACUUCCUUUGAAGACGAGGUUUUUCUUGACUUAAUUUUAAACUUUUGGGGUUUUUGUUAUAAAAUAUAUACGAAUAUUAUACUUUAGAAUUACGUAACCAGUAAUUAAGUACAAUUUAAUCGUUGCUAAUUAAUAUUUUAAUAUACAUAGUUAAUCACUAAAGUUAAUAUAGAUAAAAUAAUCAGCAAUUUAUAUUUUUAUAUAAGUAUAUGAGAUCUGUUAAAUGUAUUUAUUCAUAGAUUAUAGUGGGUAAGGUGGUAUGUUAUGUGCCUAAUUCGACAAUAGAGAAAUAUUGUGAGCUCUGUCAAAAUAUUCGCUUACGCAAAUAAUCAAUUAAUAAACAAAGAGCAGAGUUUUGAAUUGCGCGCCAAAUAAACUUAUAAAGCUUGCUCGACGUUUCAAAUCAAAAGAUAUUCCUAUAAUUAGAUGCUUACAUCAUUUUGUACUGGGUAAACCUAUGUUAUGUAUUAUGUUAUAUAAGCUGUAUGUAAUGCCAUGAGUUCGAACUAUUGUACGUGUUUUCGCUUUAAUAAAGUCGCCUUUGUGAAUGGUUGUUAUCGAGUCACAA